GGUGUGGUGUGUGUGGUGGGCUGGUGGCUGAGCUCCUCCAGUGUUUGGUGAGCUGGCGUGACGGGAGGACCCGCCACUUUGCCUCCGUGUGCCGCAGUGCUCGUGUUCCUCCCCUAUGUCUCACACACACAACAACGCACGCCCAACUCUCCCUCAGAACAAUGUAAACACGGUGGUGGUAAAUUCCUAUAUCUAGAAACACUUGUUACUAAGGUGUAAUGUGAAUAGUAUUAUUUUGAUAGCUUAAAGGAUUAAUGCUGCCUCAAAUUUUAAAAAUAAAGGGCUGAAAAUAACCCGAAUUGUGGUUUGUGCUUUCUCUAUGUGCUUGUGGUGGUCAGUAAGGUCGCCGGCGUGAGACAUACACUACUGAGACAACACGUGACCACCACCAGGAGACCCCCACUGACACCUGCUGGCCUGAGGGACCCUACCAGAAGUUGGGAGCAGUAACAGUACAGUAGCAGGUGGCUAUGGGCAGUGUGGGCCAGCCACCAGCGGUGGUAGCAGGAGCCGCGGCAGGAGAUAAGGAGGAAGUUACUGUGUACGUGAAGGCCGGAGUGGAUGGCGAGAGGAUGGGGGCGUGUCCUUUCUGCCAGAGAGUUUUCAUGGUCCUCCUUAUCAAGUCACAAUAUAACAUCCUCAGAUUCAAGGUAAUUACAGUAAAUCCAGCCAAGCCUCCACCAGAAUUUAAAGCCCUGGGCCUCAAGCAUGUUCCAGCUCUUAUUCACGGUGAUGAUGGUUAUGACGCAUUGGACGAUAUCAUUCAGUACCUCGACACCAAGUUUCCCGGAGGUGGUCUGGAGUACAACAACCCAGACGCCGACCUCGCCACCAAGGACUUCUUCUCAAAGUUCUGUUUCUACAUUAAGGCGGUCAACCAAGAUCCUUCAAAACUCGACCAAGCACUACAAAAACUCAAUCAUUUCUUGGAAAAAUGUACUUCCAUCACAAAUGGCCUUACCAAUGGUGACACCAAUCAUGAGAAUGGAGAUGAAGAUGACCACCUUCAUGAGGACUCCAUACAGUACAUGUGCAGCGACCAUCUAACACACCUGGACUGUGAGGUCCUCCCAAAACUGCAGCAUCUUCGAGUAGCUUCUAAAGCUCUUAAAGAUUAUGAUAUUCCCACCUACCUACGAGGCUUCUGGAGGUACCUUCAUGCUGCAUACACACACCAGGUGUUUGUACGAACCUGCCCAUGUGACCAAGAAAUUAUUCUCCACUGGCACGAUCGACCAGAGACUCCUAAACUAUCCCAUAAAAAGCACUCAGUCAUUGCUAAAGAGAAGCCAAAGUAUUCAUUUGAUGUACCUGUUCGUGCUUCAGUUGUAACAGUUGUAGAUGAGUAAACUUUUCACAAGAUUAAUUAGUUAGUGCAUACACUUUAGCUAGAAUAAAUAUGUGUUGAGCUACAUAUAGUACUACUGUACAGUACUUUUAUUGACACUUUAUUUGAAUACAACUUCUUUCUAGAAAAACAUCAAAGUUUAAGGCAAAAAAGUAUGUAUAAAGUGAUAGGAAUGUAUGAACAAUUGAACACAGUGAUGCAAUCCUCAGUAUGAACUUGUGAUAUUUUCUCUGCUCUGCUGGCUAAACAAUGCUAUACUAUAC
Homarus americanus (American lobster) is the source of this 1611-nucleotide messenger RNA. RefSeq names its product chloride intracellular channel exl-1-like. Gene Ontology annotation, biological process: chloride transport. The record is from RefSeq and is a predicted model, not a curated record. The coding region runs from base 471 to 1349 and encodes 292 amino acids. Lineage: Eukaryota; Metazoa; Arthropoda; Malacostraca; Decapoda; Nephropidae. Gene Ontology annotation, cellular component: apical plasma membrane; cytoplasm. The transcript has 6 exons. Gene Ontology annotation, molecular function: chloride channel activity.